GUUCUCAACUGCCCACUCAGCCCACUCAAAUUUUUCAUCGUCUUCUUCGCGAGAACCUUCUGAUAGAAUUCUCAAGAACCCUAAAUUCUUCAGAUCUUCUCACUCAAAUUUCUGAGAACAUGAAGAUUGUUGGCGCUAAUGUCCAUUUCCAGAAGUUGGAAGCCAAGUGCUCUUCACCAACGUUCUAUCAAUCCUAUCUGGAGAUGAUUGCUGUUCAAGAGCUCUCUGAAUUCCUUCAUAUGGAGAUUCGAUUCAAGUAUGAGAACGAAGUUCUUGAAUUCUACAAGAAUGGAAAGGUCAAGACUGUCAAAUCGAAGAAGGACCCACAGAGGACGCUUCAAAUCAUCAAUUCCACUGUCGAAGGGACCAAAGUGAAGCUUUCGCAGAAGAAAUUGGGAGAAAAGCUUCACCUUCCCAAUUCUGGAGUUGAAAUUGGGAGACUUCCAGCCAAGAAUCUGGAUUGGAAUAUUAUUGGAAUUUCUGGGCAAGUCCCCUCUGGCCCAGCGAAGAAAGCUGAUCUGAACAACGACUACAAGCUAGUCCUUGAACUGGGAACCCCCAAACAGAAGUAUUUAUGUCAAGGACUGUACCUUGGGUACAUCUUGGAGUCAAUGGGCGUUGCCUCUAAAGGCAAGAAGUAUAAUGUCAGAUAUUGGCUAUACUAUCUGUCUUCCAAAGGGGAAAACAAAGCUGGCAUUAAUGCAACUGCAGAGGAAAGUUCUUCAGACAAUGUCCUUAUCAUGAGUCUGAAAAAGUCAGUAAAGAGGAAGCAAGUGGUGUCUCCCUCUCCCAGUGCUGAAGUACCACAGAAUCUUGCUCUGGUCAAUCUUGAAGAAGAAGAAGAAAUCUCUGCCCAAGGAGAACUACAAAGGAAAAUGAAGAGGAAAAUCACCUCUCCCUCAACAUCUGGAAAUGUCAACCCAGAUGAGUUGGUGGGAAAGGAACAUGUUGAGGAAACAUCUGCCCACAACCAGAGCCCUCAACAACCUGAUGAAGAAAUUCCUCAAAGAGCUUGGAAAGUUGGAAAUUCAGCAGAACAGUUGUUGAGUUGGGACCAGCAACUGAAGAAUGAGAAGAUCAUCAAGAAAUGCUUAGGUCUGCCAGCCAACUAUUGCUGUGAGCAAAUCCUGGAUGUUGACUGGGUAUGGAAAAGGAACUAUGAAGAUUUGCAUCUGGAACACUUGGUCACCUCACCAGUUUCAGAAUUUGAGGCUGACGAUGAGGAUCCUGCCGUCUACAUGCCAAUCUUCUCAAAGGCUAUAAAAGAUCGGGUGGCUCCUACCACUAAAGCACAAGAAGAUAUGGAAACCACAGCUGAGGAUUUCCAAAUUUUCCUGGAAACCUCCCCUGCCAUUGAAACGGUUCUGACUGAAGCUGACCAGGAGAGUGCAGCCUUUACUCCACAAGAACAGACCCAAGAAGCAUCAUAAGAAGAACUCCAGCAACUUCUCCAAUCUCAAGCUUUAGAGAUUCUCACAACUCCUUGUGAGAUCUCUAAUCCUACUGAAACUGAGAUUCC
Cuscuta campestris is the source of this 1519-nucleotide messenger RNA. Lineage: Eukaryota; Viridiplantae; Streptophyta; Magnoliopsida; Solanales; Convolvulaceae. The record is from the annotation of a GenBank genome assembly.